UCCCCUAAUCCCAACUGUUCUCUCAUUUUUUCUUCACCUCCUUACCAAAAACAAACACACACUACUAUUUGAAUAUCAUACAUUCAAUGUCUUGUCAAUUUCAAUUUAGUAAAAUGGGCAGACCACCUCAUUUUUCUCUCAUCAUUCUCAUCCUUUCAUUCAUAUUUAUAGCUCCGAUUGCAUUAUCGGCGACAUUCACAUUGGUAAAUCAAUGCACCUACACAGUCUGGCCGGGGAUUCUCUCCGGCGCCGGAACUCCGCCGCUCUCCACCACCGGAUUCUCCCUCAGCUCCGGCGACUCCUUCCCCUUGUCCGUCCCGGCCUCGUGGUCGGGCCGCAUUUGGGGCAGGACACUCUGUUCUCAGGAUCCGGCCACCGGAAAAUUCGCCUGCGCCACCGCCGACUGCGGCUCCGGCACGGUGGAGUGCUCCGGCGCCGGGGCGGUGCCGCCCGCCACGUUGGCCGAGUUCACGCUCAACGGCGCGGGCGGCCUCGACUUCUACGACGUCAGCCUGGUGGACGGGUACAACCUGCCAAUGCUCGUGGUCCCGCAGGGCGGAGGGAACUGCUCGAGCACGGGGUGCGUGGGCGACCUCAACGAGUCGUGCCCGUCCGAGCUGAAGGUGGUUGGCGGUGCCGGCGGAGCGGAAUGCGUGGCCUGCAGGAGCGCGUGCGAGGCGUUCGGCGAUCCCAAGUAUUGCUGCUCUGGCGGGUACGCCACGCCCGAAACCUGUGGGCCCACCCAGUAUUCGCAUGUGUUUAAGAACGCCUGCCCCCGCGCUUAUAGCUAUGCUUAUGACGAUAAAACCAGUACUUUUACGUGUGCUUCUGCCGAUUAUAUUAUCACUUUCUGCCCAACUCCUUCCCGCAGCAAGAAAUCAAGUGGAGAGGCAAUAGGAGGAGGGGGAUUAGGGAAUGUUUCAUUGGUUUCAAGCAGAGGUCAUUUAAGCACGCAAAUUUCUUGGAGAAUGUUGAUUUUUGUGGUGGCUAUUUUUGAAUUAUAUUUAUGGAGGUGGCAACAUUGAAUUUGUAUAUGUCGACUCCAAUAUUCAACAUACACCAAAAAUUUUAGUGAAGUGAAAUUUUUGUAGGAAUUGUUUGUGAAUGUGAGAAUUGAGAUUAUGUAGCAAGUUGGUUGAAGAAUCAAGGAAAAAGAGAAGUUGAAUUGUUCUA
Messenger RNA from Salvia hispanica, 1173 nucleotides. RefSeq names its product thaumatin-like protein 1b. The record is from RefSeq and is a predicted model, not a curated record. Lineage: Eukaryota; Viridiplantae; Streptophyta; Magnoliopsida; Lamiales; Lamiaceae.